UCGGUUUCGUGUAUAGAGGUUGUCCUCUUCCACCCCAAAAGAAAACGCAGAAAAGAGCAUGGCUACGAAAAUUUUCAACCGUGCAUCUACUUAGUUCUAAUUUAGUGCUAGUCGAAAUACCAUCUUCUCUCGCCCAAGGAGUGGGUCAAGCAGGAUCCUCAGCUGACGAAUGCGAAACGAACAUAGCGCGACUUUUCGAGCAGAGAAUAUCGCCGCAAGGAUAAUGCGAUUUCGUUACGAUUGAUGUGAAUUCGCACAUUUAGUUAAGGAAAAUUUCGAAUUUAGGCGAGUGCCCAAAUGCCGUUACGUUAUGAUGGAUUUCAAGUGAACUGACCGGAGGUGCGCCCUAUGUGUGUCAAUUGAUUUCAUAGUGAUGUUGCUGGAAUAAAUCGAUUGCGCAAGACGAAAAUGGUGGUUUCAGAAAUUGAGAUCGUGAUAGAUUUUGCCAUUGUUGACAAGUGAUUGAGCAAAUAAAUGUUUAGCCAUAAAUUGUAUGCAGUUUCAAUCGAAAAGGCAAGAGUGACAAGUGUUUAGCGGGAAAAGUGUGUUUAUUUACCUCUACGGUGUACGGUGAAUACUCAAGUGUUCUGCGCCUUGACCUGGUUCGAGGGAAUAGUUCAAUCAUAAAUUCCACAUUCUCCACGCUCAAGUGUUUUGACAAAAUGUUUAACCUAAUCAACUCCAGUAGUAACAUUUGCUGUCGAAGAAACUGUUUCAGUGGCCGAAGGAAAUAUUUCACAAUGCUGCUCAUUUUUCUGCUGUACAUGGUAUCCCAAGUGCAGUCGUGUGGCCCAGGCCGCGGAAUCGGAGGCCCCCGAAGAACCCGGAAACUUCUGCCGCUGGUGUUUAAACAACACGUACCCAACGUGAGCGAAAACUCGCUCGGUGCUUCCGGUAUGCAGGAAGGCUCCAUUUCCAGGAAUGAUACUAAGUUUCGCAACCUGGAAACCAACUACAACAAAGAUAUUAUCUUCAAAGAUGAAGAAGGUACCGGUGCUGAUCGCGUCAUGACGCAGCGCUGCAAGGAAAAACUCAACAUCUUGGCCGUGUCGGUUAUGAACCAGUGGCCUGGUCUGCGACUGAUGGUCACCGAAGGGUGGGACGAGGACCACAUGCACGCUCGAGAGUCUCUACACUACGAGGGCCGGGCAGUGGAUAUUAUGACAUCGGAUAAGGACCGCUCGAAGAUUGGAAUGCUAGCGAGGUUGGCCGUCGAAGCGGGCUUCGAUUGGGUGUACUACGAAAGCCGCAGUCACAUACACUGCUCCGUUAAGUCAGAUUCCUCACAAUCCAAUCAUGCUAGUGGAUGCUUCACCGGUGACAGUACGGUGCUAACCGUAAACGGCGAAAAACGAAAACUAAGCGAGCUUCAGAUUGGUGAGAAGGUAUUAAGCGUGGACAGCUCAGGAAACACCGUCUACAGUGAAGUGAUGAUGUUCAUGGAUCGAGAUACCGCUCAGAGUCGAGAAUUUGUACAUAUUGUUGCCGAAGGCGGAGCGCAACUUACCGUCACUCCUGCUCAUCUCGUUAUGGUGUGGCAGAAGGAACUCGGUCAAGUACGCUACUUUUUUGCUGAUCGAGUCCAGGAAGGAGACUAUAUGCUGGUCAAAACAAUCGAUAAUACCUUAGAACCUCGGAGGGUACUCCGGAUAUCUACCAAACUAUCGCAAGGAGUCUACGCGCCGUUAACUAGAGAGGGCACGGUGGUUGUCGACUCAAUAGCUGCCUCGUGCUACGCCCUCAUCGACAGCCAAACGGUAGCUCAUCUCAGUUUUCUACCAUACAGAAUGGUACGAAAAAUUAUGAAUCUUUUUAAAUUCAGCAGCCAAAACAACAGCUUAAGCUUGCCACGACACGAAGGCAUCCAUUGGUAUGCCAAAUCGUUGUAUGCAAUUAAGGACUACGUGCUGCCGGCAAACUGGCUUUAUCAUUAGCAGACCCGCGCAAUCUCUGUUUGCGAAACAAAUUGUGGUCUAUUGUGUACAUUCUGUAAAGUAUUCUGUUUUUACAUAUAGAAGAGCUUCAUUUGUUUUUGAAAAAAUAUUAAGGGAAGAAACGCGAUCGUAUGUGAGAAUCACUUAAAUUAUAUGUGACUGAAUGUGAAAAUGAGAACGCAUGAAACCCUUCACGAUGUUGUCAACAGCGUUGGGGGAAAGGUAAAGUAAUGGAAUUUGCUUAGCAACCUUCGGAAUGUUUGUGAAACGCUCCAUGAUAUUUAAAGACAGCAAACCGUGGCACGAAACAGCGGUUAAGUGUGUGCCUUGUGUCAGAAACGAUGUCUAGUUUUUGUAAGUAGGCCCAAUACUAUAAAUAAUUUAUUCUAAUUGUAAAAAGAUUUCAACCUAACUAAUUUUGUAACUCUUGAUCCAAAAAUAUAAUUGUUAAUACUGUUUGAGAGAAUUCGGCCAGUGAAUAAUCUGUUUUUCUUUCCAAGCGAAUCGAUAUGAAAGAGCCUUUUAGUGUGCGCAACUGAAAACAAUUAUUUAUUAAGUAGAAAUAUGUAACUACAAGAAAAGUGAUAUCUAAUUAUAGUUUGAAUAUAACUGAAUAUUAUUUAUAAUCAGAUAGUAACUGAAAGCUCUCAUGUGAAACGUAAUCGAAUGUAGCAAGUCAAAACUUGCCAGGCUUGCAAUUUUUCAGCACAUGAAACAUUUCCUAAAGCUUCGAACAAUGAAUUCACGUGAAGCUUCGACCAAGCGUUCUAGUUGAAAUAUUUCAUAGUGAGGACUCAAACGCACAAGCGAAACGAAAAUCGAGGCAUGGUAUAAAUAACUACUUACACAAACUGAAACCAUACAUUCCUCUGGCGGAGAAUGUUUUAAUCUGCCAUUGCAUUUUGUAAAUAUAUCAAAAUACGAAAUUAUGAAACUUCUGACUUCGAUAU
Messenger RNA from Wyeomyia smithii (pitcher-plant mosquito), 2884 nucleotides. It is a transcript of the gene hh, whose product is annotated as protein hedgehog. The transcript is spliced from 3 exons. The record is from RefSeq and is a predicted model, not a curated record. Gene Ontology annotation, molecular function: patched binding; calcium ion binding. The coding region runs from base 663 to 1934 and encodes 423 amino acids. Gene Ontology annotation, biological process: cell-cell signaling; smoothened signaling pathway; protein autoprocessing. NCBI's taxonomy places the organism in Eukaryota, Metazoa, Arthropoda, Insecta, Diptera, Culicidae.